This is a messenger RNA of Corvus hawaiiensis (hawaiian crow), 2384 nucleotides long. It is a transcript of the gene BANP, whose product is annotated as BTG3 associated nuclear protein. The transcript has 13 exons. NCBI's taxonomy places the organism in Eukaryota, Metazoa, Chordata, Aves, Passeriformes, Corvidae. The record is from RefSeq and is a predicted model, not a curated record. Bases 167 to 1702 code for a protein of 511 amino acids. Gene Ontology annotation, molecular function: DNA binding. Gene Ontology annotation, biological process: protein localization to nucleus; negative regulation of protein catabolic process.
CGGGGGCCCGGGCCGGAUCUCUCGCGAGGAAGGACGCCAUUAUCGCAGCCGCCGCACAAAACACCACGAGAACUCGGCGCCCGCCUCACACGGGUUGCAUGCCUUGGCCAGCCCCUGCCCUGGGGAGCUGCAGUGGUGCGUGAGGGGUUCUGCUGCCUGGUUCUGAAUGAUGUCAGAGCAGGAUUUGGCAGAUGUGGUUCAGAUUGCUGUCGAGGACCUGACUCCAGAUAAUCCAGUUGUGUUGGAGAACCAUGAGGUGGCAGAUGAUGAUGUGGAACCUGCCCUGAAACGUCAGAGGAUAGAAAUCAACUGCCAGGAUCCCUCUAUUAAGUCAUUCCUGUAUUCCAUCAACCAGACCAUAUGCCUGAGGCUGGACAGCAUCGAGGCCAAGCUGCUGGCACUGGAGGCCACCUGCAAAUCCCUGGAGGAGAAGCUGGACCUCGUCAUGAACAAGCAGCACAGCCCCAUCCAGGUGCCCAUGGUGGCCGGGUCCCCGCUGGGCGCCACCCAGACCUGCAAUAAAGUGCGAUGUGUUGUCCCUCAGACCACAGUGAUCCUCAACAACGACCGGCAGAAUUCCAUCGUGGCCAAGAUGGUGGGGCAGGAGGAGCCGCUGAGCAGAGCAGCGGAUUCCCUGGAGAACAUCCUCAGCAACGCGGUGCCUGGGCGCCGGCAGAACACCAUCGUGGUGAAGGUGCCCGGCCACGACGACAGCCACAACGAGGACGGCGAGAGCGGCUCCGAGGCCAGCGACUCGGUGUCCAACAGUGGCCAGGUGGGCAGCCAGAGCAUCGGCAACAACGUCACCCUCAUCACCCUCAACUCCGAAGAGGAUUACCCCAACGGGACGUGGCUGGGCGACGAGAACAACCCCGAGAUGCGGGUGCGCUGCCCCAUCACGCCCGCGGACAUGCUGCACAUCAGCACCAACUGCCGCACGGCCGAGAAGAUGGCCCUGACCCUGCUGGAUUACCUCUUCCACAGGGAGAUCCAGGCCAUCUCCAACCUCUCGGGCCAGGGGAAGCACGGCAAGAAGCAGCUGGAUCCUCUCAUGAUCUACGGGAUUCGCUGCCACCUGUUUUACAAAUUUGGCAUCACAGAGUCGGACUGGUACCGCAUCAAGCAGAGCAUCGACUCCAAGUGCAGGACAGCCUGGAGGAGGAAGCAGCGAGGGCAGAGCCUGGCCGUGAAAAGCUUCUCCAGGAGAACACCUUCAUCCUCCUCCUACAGUGGCUCAGAGGGAUCCCAGAGCUCGGUGUCAGCUUCCAGUGAGAUGCAGCAGAACCAGCCCCAGGCCCUGCACUAUGCCCUGGCCAACGCUCAGCAGGUCCAGAUCCACCAGAUUGGAGAGGAUGGACAAGUCCAAGUAAUCCCACAGGGCCAUCUCCACAUAGCCCAGGUGCCCCAGGGAGAGCAGGUCCAGAUCACGCAGGACAGCGAGGGAAACCUGCAGAUACACCAAGUCCACGUGGGUCAGGAUGGGCAGGUGCUGCAGGGGGCUCAGCUCAUCGCCGUGGCCUCGGCCGAGCCCGCGUCCGGCGGCGUGGACGGCUCCCCGCUCCAGGGCAGCGACAUCCAGGUGCAGUACGUGCAGCUGACGCCCGUGACAGACCACUCUGCCACCAACCAAGGCACUGAUUCCCUUCAAUCAGCAAUCCAGCCAGAAAUGCAGAUAGAACACGGAGCAAUCCAAAUCCAGUAAGAGGACUGAGGAAUGUUGGGGAGCUGGCCGUGAACUCCAGCCAGAAAUGGAGUGCCAGGGACUGGAAAUUCCUCCCAGGCUCGUGGCCACACCUCGGAACCUCCAGCCAUGCCCUGCUUGGCCUCCUGGAAUAAUUCCAGCUUCAUCCGGAGCUGCAUCACGACACCAAUCGAAGUCCUGGCCUUCAGAAAAACCCCAUGGGCUGCACUUCGAGCCCCUCAGAGAGGACAAACCAAACCUUUCAGAGGGAGAGGAAGAACUCUCCUGCAUCCAAACUGUGAGACUCAGUCCCUGCCCAUCCCGUUGGUUCCUCCUGUGAAAGCGCCGUUGGAAUGUCCGCAGGUGGUGCAGGUGUUGCUGCCCUGCAGCACCUGCUUUACCACAGAGAGAAAGCUCCAGAGCUCAGAUAUUUUUCACUGUUGGAACAACCUUUUUUUUUAUUUGCUAUGGUGUUUAUAACAAAAAAAAAAAAAAAGGAAAAUAUUUCAAAAAAAGGAAAAAUUCCUUGACAAGCAAGUCUUGGCCUUUUGCUGGUGUUUUCUGUUCAGUGUCAUGAAAACUGUAUUUGCAGAAGACUAACAAUUCUGUUUGUACUGUUGCUUAACUACUUUUCUAGGGGAAAAAUGCUUUAAAAAUGCUGUAAUUAUGCAUUUCUAAUGAAAAAUAAAUGUGUAUUUAUGAA